Molecule: messenger RNA, 480 nt
Organism: Penaeus indicus
Lineage: Eukaryota; Metazoa; Arthropoda; Malacostraca; Decapoda; Penaeidae
Exons: 3
Coding region: 1-480 (159 amino acids)
Source: RefSeq, a predicted model, not a curated record
AUGGAAAACAUCGAAAUCAAGAAAGCCCAAGAAUUUAAAUAUCUGGGGUCAACAAUGGACAGAGAUGGAGACAUUUACAUGGAAAUCAAGGGCAAGGUAUACAGAACUUGCGUGAGACUAGCCAUUAUGUACAGCCUAGAAACAAUCCCCUUCACGAAAGCUGCUGAAAGCAAAAUGGAGGUAGCAGAGAUGAGAAUGCUGCGUUACACGCUGGGGCUGACGAGGUUAAAUAGGGUCCCAAACGCGGAAGUUAAAAAGCAGCUGCAAACUAGAAGAUUUGGGGAUAAGCUAAGAGAAAUUCGCCGUUAUCUGCAAGGGCUGCUCUCACUUUGCCUUAUUCGACGGCGCCAUCGCAUGUGCCAAUAUGGCAGGUCUCUUGCUUUGUAUAUGGGCCACAGGAAGUCACGGCGCCUUAAGGAGAUACGGGGCAGAAACGCGAGGGAAAAGAGCCUUAUAGCUAAGGCGUCCUUGAGGCAUUAA